Molecule: messenger RNA, 1521 nt
Organism: Penicillium vulpinum
Lineage: Eukaryota; Fungi; Ascomycota; Eurotiomycetes; Eurotiales; Aspergillaceae
Product: F-box protein
Exons: 1
Coding region: 1-1521 (506 amino acids)
Molecular function (GO): protein binding
Source: RefSeq, a predicted model, not a curated record
AUGGCCGGGCCUCUGCCAAUAUUUCCACUGGAGAUUUGGUUUAUGAUAUUCCAGUAUCUUCGCGACGAAGAAAGCCCCCAGCAUAUCAGCAGGCUCGCACAGACAUGUAAAUAUUUUCAUCGAGAACUCGAACAUGUCAUAUAUCAGCCCGUCCGACUAAAGCGGAUAGAGAAUGCUCGCCGUUUCGCCAAUACUGUGUCCAGUCGCCCAGACUUGGCAGCACUUGUUAAGGAAGUGCGACACUCCGAUGAUACCGGAUUUUCAGACUUUGCUGGCUACUCUGUCCCUUUCUAUCAAGCUCUCGUCAAAUUGCAAAAUCUGCAAACACUGGUCAUGAGAAAAACUCUCCGCCCGAGUGGAGACCCCACGCCACAAGCAGCACUACAAGACCUGCUUACCGAAAUUAACACCGAUGCCCAGGAUUCAUUUGUGAUGGAAUCAUGCUUGGAAGAUUUUCUAAUGCAGAUGGAAUCUCAAGGGUACCCUCUUGGCGAUGCGUCAGAUCCGUUCAGCCUUGGAUUCGAUCCUUGUGAAGAGGGCUUCUUGAUCAACGCUUGGGCGGAAGGGCUGUUCAAGUACACAUAUUUUACCCGAAGCAACCUGAAAGACUUGAUCCCCGCAUUGCGAACAUGUAAGUUUCCCGAGCUCAGGGCUUGUCGGAAGUAUCUAUUCUUACAAAAAAAAACAGGUCACAUUGGAGCCAAUUCGGAUUUCGACCCCUACUUAGAGGGGGAGGCGAAUCAGCCUAUCGUCGAGUUCAAUAACACAAUUUUUACCCUCCGCCAUUUAAAAAAGCUGUGCAUCACUGGUGCUAGAUUUCGGGAAUAUAAUUUGCUAGGUGAAACAAUCGAAAUUCCUCGCACAGAUCUGAAGGAGUUGCUGCUGCUCAACUGCCAAAUCGACGCUGAAGAGUUGGAGCUCAUCGUUCAGUAUCCACGUGCUUUGGAACGGCUGACCAUCAGACUUCCUGUGUCACUACAAUCUGCGUACGAGGAAGAUGAUUAUCUGUUCUUUUCUGAGGAGUUGAGCUUGCACCAAUCUAAAUCCUUAGAGUACUUAGAUGUAGACAUCUACGGUGGCGCAAGCUUUGGUCUCAGUCUCGAUUCCUUCGAUGUUCUCAAGGAAGUCAUAGCCACGCAUCAUUCAAUGCUUGGGAGUGAGGAGGGAGAGAUAGUCCUCCCACAUAAUCUUGAGAGACUUACCAUCCGAUACGAGCAAGGCACUCCUCUACCACUCAGUUUCCUGCUCGAAGUACUUGAGGAAAAAAUCCUUCCCAAACUACGCACUAUUCUGUGUCAAAUACCCGACAAUAUCUCCGAAGGUGUAACCAGCGACGACGUGUGCGCCGAAGUGGAGGUCUUCAAAUCUAAAUUCAAAGAUGUAGGGGUGGACCUAUCAGCAGAGCUCGUCUCGUAUCCCCUCACCAUGCCGAAAUAUGAUCUCUGUCCCUGUGAAAACUUAGCCUUUUAUCACCAAUUUCCAUUCCAUCCCCGUAUCGAGCCCCACCCAGAAAUUAUAUAG